Molecule: messenger RNA, 756 nt
Organism: Ananas comosus (pineapple)
Lineage: Eukaryota; Viridiplantae; Streptophyta; Magnoliopsida; Poales; Bromeliaceae
Exons: 2
Coding region: 159-647 (162 amino acids)
Molecular function (GO): nucleic acid binding; zinc ion binding
Source: RefSeq, a predicted model, not a curated record
UUGGAAUUUAUAAAGUGUUGAGGUGUAGUGAUGAGCAAGCGGAGAUAGAAGGGCCUAAUGCUAGAUGUGAUGUAAGGUUGGAUGAGAGGACAUGCACAUGUAGAAGAUGGCAAGUCUCUGGAUUGCCCUGUGUACAUGCAAUUGCUUUUAUAGCUAAGAUGAAACUCAAUGCUGAAGAUUAUGCAUCAUCAUACUUCACUGUGGAGAGGUAUCGAGAUGCCUAUUCAUUAAAUAUUAAGCCAUUGCCUGCCCAAGAGGAAUGGAAAAAGAGUGAUAUAGGUUUUAGUGUGUUGCCACCUAUAUUAGCAAGACCUGCUGGCAGGCCACGAAAAAAGAGAAUAAGGGGAGCGGGAGAGAUGAUUAAGAGAAAACACAAAUGUGCUAGAUGUGGUGGUUUUGGCCAUCAUGCAAGAACUUGUAAGAAUACUGUUCCAGUAGAAGGUUCUAGCAUACAAUCUAAAAGCAAAAUAAGAAGAAAAACUAGUGGAUCGCAACAACAAGAGCACGAUUCUGAACAUGCGGCAGCAGCAAUAUCACAGCAGCAAAAAGGGUUAUUUUAUGAUGCUACAUCUUUUCAUCAAGCUAUUAUCUUCUCUUUCAUUUUUCUUAUACUCUUGUUUUAUAUAAUUAGUGAUUUUAAACUUUGAUUUCAGUAAGAAAAGGAAGAGAAAUAGUGGAUCGCAGCAGCAAGAGCUAGCUCAAGAUGUAGCAGAAGGGUCAGUACCGCAGCAAAGGGGCAAUACUGCAUCUUCAAGG